AUGGCCAACACAGCCAAAUCGUACGGGUUCACGGCCCUACCGGCUGAUCAAUCACUGCAAAACCCAAAAACAACCAGCCCAGGCCCUAUGGACACCUCCUCUCUUCAGCCACCGCGUACACCCCUUGCCACGCGUGUUGCCGCGUAUGCCAAAGCUAAAUUGGACGUCGACACCUACCGUCACAGCCUGCGCGUGUAUAGCUACGGCUGUGCCAUUGCCCGUCAAUGUUUUCCGGAAUAUGAACUCGCUCCAGGCUCGGAUCUCGAGGAGACGUGGUUCUUGACUGCUAUGCUGCAUGAUAUCGGGACCAGCACCGAAUUCUUGACAAGUACCCAACUGAGCUUUGAAUUCUGGGGCGCGUAUCAUGCUUUGCAGCUUUUGCAAGACCCAACGAUGACUGGAGGAGAGGGUGUCGCGCCACGCGAGCAGGCCGAGAGUGUUACGGAAGCCAUUAUCAGACAUCAAGACAUUCAGGAUGAGGGAAAGAUCACCUUGAUAACAAGGUUGAUACAUCUGGGCACGCUGCUGGACAAUAUCGGGGCUGGACCUGAAUUGGUGCAUCCCGAAACCAUUGAGAAUGUAGUCCACGAGUAUCCUCGUCCUGGGUGGAGCGGAUGUUUCAAGAAGACGGUCGAGAAGGAGAAGGCCGUCAAACCGUAUGCAAUGGUCAGUCGGAUUCAAGGAUUUGAGGAGAUGAUUCAGAAGAAUGGAGCCAGCGGUGGGUUGAUGGCAAAGUAUGACUGA
Messenger RNA from Rhinocladiella mackenziei CBS 650.93, 744 nucleotides. RefSeq lists its product as uncharacterized. NCBI's taxonomy places the organism in Eukaryota, Fungi, Ascomycota, Eurotiomycetes, Chaetothyriales, Herpotrichiellaceae. The record is from RefSeq and is a predicted model, not a curated record. Bases 1 to 744 code for a protein of 247 amino acids. The transcript has a single exon.